This is a messenger RNA of Diabrotica balteata, 3361 nucleotides long. Lineage: Eukaryota; Metazoa; Arthropoda; Insecta; Coleoptera; Chrysomelidae. The record is from the annotation of a GenBank genome assembly.
GGUUUUGGUGUUUCUACUAUAUCCAUUGAUAGCAUUUCUGUUGAAUGCAAAACUUGGGCCCAAGCAGGAUAUUAAAAGAAUGGGUAUAAGGGCCCAAAAAAGAAUACAAGAUUCUGAGGUUCGGGAAAUAUUAAUAUGGUUCUAAAUUGAAAAUAUAUUGAUUUGUAUAAUAAGGUAAACAUAUUUCUGAAACAGAUAAAAUCAUGUCUAAUCAAAUGGAAGUAAAACAAGAAUUUAGUGAGGUAUGCAAAACAGAAAUAGAUGAUGAUGCGGUGGAUGAUGCAGUACUGGAUACCUUUAAGAUUGAGAUUAAGGAGGAACCUAAGAAAGAAAGUGCAUGUGAUGCAUUGGAUUCUGUAGACUUAAAGGAAUAUCCUAUAAAAACGGAAAUAGAACAAAAUGGUGUCUCUUGCGAAGACAUUCAAAAUGAUGCAAGUAGCCUGUUAAAAUAUACUGGAAAUAAUUUGAAUCAAAAUUUAGCUGCUAGUUCGGAUGUGAAUAUCGGAGAAAAUCAUUUUGAAUGUGAAAUAUGCUCCAAACACUUAACAACAAGUUUUUCUUUAAAAGUACACAUGAGAAUACACACUGGGGAAAAACCCUUUACAUGUAAAAUUUGCUUAAAACGGUUUUCAACAAAUACACAUUUAACUGACCAUAUGAGAGUGCAUACUGGUGAAAAACCUUUCUCGUGCAAAAUAUGCACCAAACAGUUUUCACAUAGUUCUACUUUAAAAUCACAUAUGAGAGUGCAUACUGGUGAAAAACCUUUCACGUGUAAAAUAUGCAACAAACAGCUUUCACGUAGUUCUACUUUAAAAUCACAUAUGAGAUGGCAUACUGGCGAAAAACCUUAUGAAUGUGAUAUUUGCACUAAAAGUUUUUCAACAAACGAUAAAUUAAAAACACAUAUUAGAGUGCAUAUGGGUGAAAAACCUUUCACGUGCAAAAUAUGCAACAAACAAGUUUCUCAUAGUUCUACUUUAAAAUCACAUAUGAGAGCGCAUACUGGUGAAAAACCGUUUGCUUGUGAAAUGUGUACUAAACGUUUUUCAAUGAAGAAACUUUUAAAAUCACAUAUGAUAGUGCAUGCUGGUGAAAAACCUUUCUCGUGUAAAAUAUGCAACAAAGAGUUUUCACAUAGUUCUACUUUAAAAUCGCAUAUGAGAGUGCAUACUGGUGAACAACCUUUCACGUGUAAAAUAUGCAACAAACAGCUUUCACGUAGUUCUACUUUAAAAUCACAUAUGAGAUGGCAUACUGGCGAAAAACCUUAUGAAUGUGAUAUUUGCCCUAAAAAUUUUUCAACAAACGAUAAAUUAAAAACACAUAUUAGAGUGCAUAUGGAUGAAAAACCUUUUACGUGCAAAAUAUGCAACAAACAACUUUCUUAUAGUUCUACUUUAAAAUCACAUAUGAGAGCGCAUACUGGUGAAAAGCCGUUUGCUUGUGAAAUGUGUACUAAACGUUUUUCAAUGAAGAAACUUUUAAAAUCACAUAUGAGAGUGCAUACUGGUGAAAAACCUUUCAUGUGCAAAAUAUGUAACAAACAGAUUUCACAUAGUUCUACUUUAAAAUCACAUAUGAGAGCGCAUACUGGUGAAAAGCCGUUUGCUUGUGAAAUGUGUACUAAACGUUUUUCAAUGAAGAAACUUUUAAAAUCACAUAUGAGAGUGCAUACUGGUGAAAAACCUUUCACGUGUAAAAUAUGCAACAAACAGUUUUCACGUAGUUCUACUUUAAAAUUACAUAUGAGAGUGCAUACUGGUGAAAAACCUUUUACCUGCAAAAUAUGCACCAAGCAGUAUCCAUACAGUUCUAGUUUAACAGCACAUUUGAAAACACACACUGGUUGAACGAGCAACAUUGCUAUAUGAAACAUUUUAUUCAAUGUCAUUUUAUGUUUUAAAAUACAGACUUAUAUUACUAAUCGUGAAAAAUGACGGUAUAGAAUAAGUACAAUUAUUGAGGAGGUAACAUGCAAACAGCCUUAAGCCACACAAAAAGCAAAGUUGAGUUAGAUGUGUCAAUUCAUUGUUCUGUGUAGCCAAAGUGGUUUAUUUUAUCUGAUUCGUGCAAAAAAAUUAUUAGUAAUGUUAAAAGUAUGUUAAAAACCACCUUUACUUGCAAAACACCUUAUUUCCAUUAUACUGGUCCAUGCUAAGCAGCUUAUUUACAACCAACCAAUAGGAGUUCUGCGACUGCCACUCUAGGUAACCCAGUAAGUCUUACAAAUUUGAGGUUAUGGGAGGGUUUAUCGUCAAAGUAGUUAAAAAGAAUUAGUAAUUACUUUAUUGUUUAAAGGAUAAUGAAUAAGGCAGAUGGACGUGUAAGUGUUGGUGAAGGAAAUCACUCUUUUUUUCUAAAUGAAUAGAAAGAGAAGGGUUACAGGAGGAAAAAGAAAAAGUGAACAAAUUACCAGGUAUGUAGUUCCUAGGAGAGCUCUAGUUUUUGUACCGUUUAAGAGAAUUUAAAUAUGCUACCGGACACAAGAGGAAAUUAAACAUCUCCGGAAAAAGGGAAAAGUAAAGUCUGACAAAAAUAUUGUGUUGGUAAGAGGUUUGAAACACUACAAGUAUGACGGUAAGAAGUAUUUUAUAUACCUGAGCAAGAAAGGGAAAAAUAAUCUUAAACAAGUAAAACUGGAAGUAGGAGAUAGAAGUGGAGAAGAAAACUUCCUCAUAUGUAAGCCAAAGACAAUACAAAGAUAUCCACAAACUUAAAAAACAUAUUUUUCUGAACCACGCAUUGUUUGGUACAAGGGUUUGAUUUUUGAUAAACCCGCUACAGCAGUUGCUGGUGGGAAGCAAUAAGGAAUGAGUGACUGUCUCGACGAUAAGCGUUGUGACUUUCAUAUUUAAAAAACUGUUUGUUACAUUAACUACCUAUUAUCCCAAUGUUUGUCAAAUAGGUAAGACCUAUAUUAUUAUUUUGCAAAAAUAGAAGUUUAUUCAAAACACCAUUGUUCCUUUACUUUUUUACUUAAUUUACAUGCAAAGCAUCUUAUGUCCACAACAUUUUAUGUACAAACCGACUUAUUUGCACUGAGUUCGCGCAAAAGGUCAUAUUGCCAAAACAAAAUCAAUUUUUUAAACCAUUUUUUAGUUAUCCUAACUGAAAUAAGUGUUUUAAUCUUAUAUUUGGAACUAGUACUAUUAAAUAACAUUGAUUAGAACCCAUUAUCCUUUCUCAGAGCAAAGCUACAAGUUUUUUGCCUUUUCUGAAAAAUUACGUAUUUGUGGCUUAAGCUUGUUUGCAUUUUACCUUCUUAAUUAUUUUAAAUGUCAUAUUGUCUCUCAGCAAUUGCAUUGCCCUAUACUCUAUACUAUUAAUAUAUAAUAAUAAAGAGAUUAUUGUAAAUUUU